AUGAAGCUCUCUAAUCAGUCCGAGGUGCCUGUUUACACCAUCUCUGGAUCUAAUACUGCACGACCACUACCUGAAUGGCUUGCAAGACGAAGAAAGCGCAGUCUGAAAGAUGAUCCCGAGUAUGCGAACCGCGUGGAACUUCUGCAAGACUUCGAGUUUGAGGAAGCCAGCCAGUGUAUCCGUGUUAGUGAGGAUGGAGACUGGGUCAUGAGCACAGGAACAUAUAAGCCGCAAAUUCACACCCAUUAUCUCCCGCAACUAUCUUUGUCAUGGGCCAGACACACCGUGGCAUUGAAUACAACUUUUAUUCUGCUAUCAACUGACUACUCCAAAUCUCUACACCUCCAAUCCGACCGCUCCCUCGAAUUUCACAACCCGCAAGGAUGUCACUACACUACCCGCCUUCCACGAUACGGUCGUGACCUAUUAUACGACCGACAGUCGACUGAGGCUCUAGUCCCCGCUGUUGGCGUCAAUCAGGAUGGGUUGGGAGAAGUAUUCCGCUUGAACUUGGAGCUUGGCAGGUACAUGCGCAGCUAUGAAGUUGAUGUCGGAGGCGACGAUUUUACAUCCAGCGGUGGCGGUGCCCUGCAAGGAGGUAUCAACACCGGUGCAGUGAAUACUGCUGCGAUCGCAGAGGAGAGCCAUAACUUGUUGGCCUUUGGUACAUCCAUUGGUACAGUGGAGCUAUGGGACCCUCGAGCAAAGGGCCGCGCGGGUGUGCUUUUGCCGCCCACACAGAUGGGACAUGGAGAUGCACGAUCCGAGAUCACCGCUUUGGAAUUCCAGCGCUCUGGACUGACUCUGGGAACCGGUUCUUCAAACGGAUUGAUUCACCUCUACGACCUGCGAUCUCCCGUACCCCUUCUGAAGAAGGACCAGGGUUACGGUUUCCCCAUCCACACCUUGAAAUUCCUUCAACCGUCAACCGCAACCCGAGAGGCAACUAUGGAGCCGAAGAUUAUGUCUGCUGAUAAGCGUAUCAUCAAGCUCUGGGAUCCCCGGGACGGUACACCUUGGACUUCGGUGGAACCAGCAGUGGACAUCAACUCGGUGGCCUGGUGUAAGGACAGCGGUAUGUUGCUCACAGCUAACGAAGGCCGCCAACAACACUCUUUCUUCAUUCCUCAGCUUGGCCCAGCACCCAAGUGGUGCUCCUUCUUGGAUAACUUGGUGGAGGAGAUGGCUGAGGACCCCAACGACCCAAGCGCAUUUACCAGCGCCCAGGCCGGCUCUAUUUACGACAACUACAAGUUCUUGACUAUUCCCGAACUGCGCACCUUGAACCUGGAGCAUCUUAUCGGUCGCACCAACCUCUUACGACCAUACAUGCACGGUUACUUCGUUGCUCAGCGUCUGUACGAGGAGGCGAGAUUGAUUACCAACCCGUACGUUUGGGAGGAGGAACGUGCUAAGAGAGUGAAGGAGAAGAUCGACAAGGAGCGUGAGAGCCGCAUCCGCGGCAAGAAGAAGGCUGCUGUGAAGGUUAACAAGAGGUUGGCCGAGAGACUGCUAAAUGCAGAGGAGAAGAGUGAGCGCCGUAGAGCUCAGCGCGUUCUGGCCCGUGGCGGUGAUGAAGAUAUGGUCGAUGCCACAGCAGAAGAGGAGAAUAAGGGCGUGCUUCGCGAUAGCCGUUUCGCCAAGCUGUUCGAGGACCAAGAUUUCGCUGUGGAUGAGACAUCUCGUGAAUUCCAGCUUAUCAACCCCAGCACUGUGCCUGUGGCGGGCGAGAAGAAGGAGCGUGGCCUGACAGCAGUCGAGCAAGAAGCCAUUGACGAGGUCCCUGGCUCCAGCGACGAUGAUUCUGAUUCUGACCGCGAGACUCGUGAAACCGCAAGACCUGCAAAGACCAAGACUUCCAACAAAAUCUCCUCCACCGACUACAAGCGUACUAAGAGACCCCCACCUCGCAUGCAGGUUUCCUCUUCGACACGAACCAAUUCGACCCGCGACCGUUCAUUCGGCUCACGCGCCCAGAACAUGAAAUCGCGCUCGAAACCUGCACGCCAAGACCGUGUCGUCGGCGAGCGCUCGGUCAGCUUCAUGCCAGCAUCGAAGUCGAAGCGUAAUCAGCCUGCCGUUCAAUAUGACAAGACUGAGUUCCGCUCAAAGGAGCGCCGCAGCGCGUCUGGAAAUGCCUUCCGAGGCAUGUGA
Messenger RNA from Penicillium taxi, 2154 nucleotides. RefSeq names its product WD repeat NOL10/ENP2 family protein. Gene Ontology annotation, molecular function: protein binding. Gene Ontology annotation, cellular component: nucleolus; small-subunit processome; 90S preribosome. The record is from RefSeq and is a predicted model, not a curated record. Bases 1 to 2154 code for a protein of 717 amino acids. The transcript has 2 exons. Gene Ontology annotation, biological process: maturation of SSU-rRNA from tricistronic rRNA transcript (SSU-rRNA, 5.8S rRNA, LSU-rRNA). NCBI's taxonomy places the organism in Eukaryota, Fungi, Ascomycota, Eurotiomycetes, Eurotiales, Aspergillaceae.